ACUUAAAAAAACGACAUUUUCACCCCCUCCACCACCACCAAUAGACAACAAUCAAUAUUAUUAUUAUUAACUCCGAUGAUAUGAGUAAUACCGAUCUCUAUAGUCAUUUGAUUCAUACGACUUUAACAUUAAAUUCUACUACUUUAUAUACUUAUGAGAAUCAUCAAUUAAUUCCUUUAAUAAAUAAUUUAAAUUGUUCGGAAAUAAUUUCUCAAGAAUUAGGACUUAUAAAUUCUUCUAAGACUAUAGUAGGAUCUAUACCUAUUUCUAGUAAUUAUACUACCACUAAGUUAGUAUUAUAUUUUAUGAAAAAAGUAUUAGUAAAUAAAGAUGGAAGUAGUGAUUUAAUAACUGUAAUAACCAUAGCACAUUCCGAUGUAAAUCGGGCAUUAAUUAUAACGGUACUUAAGAAAAUUAUAGAUAAAUAUAUUGAAUUUAGACAAGAAACGGAGAAUACCGAAACCGAUAUACAAGUCCAUUCAAAUCAUCAUCAACAACAUUCUAAUGGAUCACCAAUUCAAUCAAAAUCGAGAUUAGGAGAAUUUAAACUCAUAAUGAAUCAAAUAAUUAAAUUCCAUGAAUUAGAGUAUAGUUCUAAUUCACAAAUUUAUAAUUAUGGAGCUAUUGAUAGUGAUGUUGAUGGAGAAACUUCUCAUAAUAUUAAUAUACAUCCUAAUCAAUUAUUAUUGGCUAAUGAAGAAGUUGAUGAAGUACGUCAAUUAAUGCUUGAUAAUAUAAAUAAACUUUUAAGUAGAGGGGAUAAGAUAAAUUUAUUGGUUGAUCAAACUGAUAGAUUGAAUACAUCAUCACUGGUAUUUCAUAAGAGAGCUCUGCAAAUUAAGAGGAAAAUGUGGUUUGGCAAUUUUAAAUUCAUUCUAAUUGUAUCAGCAGUCAUUAUAUUUAUAUUAUAUCUGUUUAUAGGGUCUCAAUGUGGGUUCCCAUUCUUUAGUCGUUGCAUACCGUAGUCAUUCUUCAAUUUCAAUUUAUAUAUUAUACAAUAACAAUACUAAUAAAAACUUGUAAUAUACAUUAUAUCUAUUCAUCUUCUUCAUCACUAGCUUCUGAAUCGACUUUUUCAUGGUCUGAUUCUACUGUACCUCCUAAUUCUGCCUCUUCUUUACUUAGUUGUGCAAUAGGGUUAGCACUUGGUUCCUCCUCCUCUUCUUCUUCUUCAUCUUCCACUUCUUCUACUUCUUCUACUUCU
Scheffersomyces amazonensis is the source of this 1204-nucleotide messenger RNA. RefSeq lists its product as uncharacterized. The transcript has 2 exons. NCBI's taxonomy places the organism in Eukaryota, Fungi, Ascomycota, Pichiomycetes, Serinales, Debaryomycetaceae. Gene Ontology annotation, cellular component: membrane. The coding region runs from base 81 to 965 and encodes 294 amino acids. The record is from RefSeq and is a predicted model, not a curated record. Gene Ontology annotation, biological process: vesicle-mediated transport.